UAGGACCAUAUCCAUGAGGCUACAGAUCUAGACCGUCAUACAUUGCCACCUGACCAGCUCACCAGAAGUUCUGUUUGACAGAAAUCACAACCGACAGAUAUGGAUAAUGCCAGGGCCGAGAAACUGAGGGAGAUCAGGAAGUCAGCGUCCGUCCACAUCCUUGGUUGCAAGUUCAUCUCGGAGGACCGGGAUGCGGUUAAGGCUGUAAUCGAACAUCCGGGUAUGGUUUCCGGUGACUAUGACGUCAAUGGUCAACCUAAACUCUGGCAGAUGAUGAAGCUGAUGGGAGCGGCCAGAUUCUUCGCUUAUUCCCACCCUCUGGACCAAGAAGGCAGAACAUUCAGAGAUUUUUCAAAAAUGACCAGUGAUCGGAUGACAUUCAUGGUAUCGUCGGAGAUCACAUUCUACAAAGAACUUUACGACUUUUCCAUUAAAAAAACACCACUUCGAAUGCAUGUCAUUGGCGGAUACAUUGGCAGCUCGUCAUUAAACACUAUCACAAACAUGUAUGAUUCGACAGAAAAGGUGUUAUUAGCUUCAAAUAUUACUCAGGUUGUUAGCAUCGACAAAGCGACCCGGCGACCGAAACCACUUCCGGAUUGGUGGCGGGAAAAAUACGCGGAGUCCGCGAAAAAGUAUGUGUCUCUGAAAUUUGACAAACUGACGCGUCCAGACUGUGCUAGUGUAUAUGAAUGUCACGUGGCCUGGAGUGAUACAGAUGCUUAUUGUCACACAAACUGGGCGUCGUACGCUAGAUUCGUCGUCGACGCGGCACACUAUUCGUCACGUAAAGGCGACUUGAAACACUUUGACGACAAUUUGGCGAGAGGUCUACAUAGAGUUGAGUUACACUAUUGUGGUGAGAGCUUUAUGGACGACACCGUCACGGUAUAUACUUGGGAAGACCAAAACAAUUCAAAUAAUCUUUACUUCGAUAUGUGUAAAGCCGAUAAAUCUAUAUUCCAAUGUAAAUUCCACUUUUUCGAUUGCUAAAACAUCAAAGGGUCCAAAAAAUUCAGAAACCCUAUCAGUAUCUUGGGUAUGUCUAUCAUUUUAUCCGAAACACAUAUAUACGCAGAAAUUGUUCUGCUUCAUAAACAACCACAAAGAGCUAGUAACUGUCGUACAUGACGAACCACCAAACAAAAUGGCGUCACGUACAUUUCUGAUCAGGAAAUACAAUGCAAGACAAAAUCAAAAUAUUCUGAUUUUUACGAGACUAAUUUCUUAUAUGUGUAUAAUUUUUCUAUGAGAAGUUAUCACAUUAUAUAUUAAAAACAUUACUUAAGUCUCCGGCAGAUAACGCUUAGGUACAUCGGAUUAAUAUCUUAACCAGAUCGUGCAAUAUAAUGAGUUAAUUUCUUUGUUAUGAUUAAGAAACAUCUUUGUUUAUUAUAAUAGCAGUUUCUCUGGCGUUUUCUCCUUUAAGGCUCAGUCACUGGUGCUAUGGAUAUAUACAGACUAGCCUACCAUAACGAACACGCCCAGCAUCUGUAACAGUAACACUUUAUUGACAUAAAUGUCUUACAAAUGAUUCUCUUAUGAUGCACGUUAUUUAUUAAAUGAUAUAUUUGUUUA
Messenger RNA from Pecten maximus, 1578 nucleotides. RefSeq lists its product as uncharacterized. NCBI's taxonomy places the organism in Eukaryota, Metazoa, Mollusca, Bivalvia, Pectinida, Pectinidae. The record is from RefSeq and is a predicted model, not a curated record. The transcript has 3 exons. Bases 100 to 993 code for a protein of 297 amino acids.